Messenger RNA from Spathaspora passalidarum NRRL Y-27907, 1358 nucleotides. RefSeq lists its product as uncharacterized. The coding region runs from base 60 to 866 and encodes 268 amino acids. Lineage: Eukaryota; Fungi; Ascomycota; Pichiomycetes; Serinales; Debaryomycetaceae. The record is from RefSeq and is a predicted model, not a curated record. The transcript is spliced from 2 exons.
ACAUUUAGUUCAGUUUUAACCAAAAUAACCUCAAUUGUAAGUGAUACAAGAUAAUCACCAUGUCACAAUUGCUUUAUAAAUACUUUUUAAAAAAGACCAACCUUGACCAUAUUGUUCAAAUGGGCGAUGACGCCGAAGACCCAUACUUUGAAACAAUCCCUGACAAUGAAUUACACUUUUAUCAAAGAAAAGGGGCCAAGAGAAAGAGAAGAAUGCCCAAUUUCAUACCUAAAAACGACUUGAAAGUGUUAAAUAAAGUCAAGAGUCGAGCUUAUCAUUUAGAUUUACAAUUGAGCUUGUGCGGGUUGAGAUUAGGUUGGGCCGGGAUAAUCGGAUUGAUUCCCUGGAUAGGUGAUGUUAUUUCUCUUUUGUUUGCAUUACAAUUGGUUAAGAAAGCAGGAGAAAUCGAAGGUGGGUUACCUAAAAUCCUACAAGCAGAAAUGAUGGCUAAUGUCAUGAUGGAUUUUGGAAUUGGAUUAAUUCCAUUUGUGGGUGAUUUUAUUAAUAUUUUAUAUAAAUGUAACUCAAGAAAUUUUAUAUUGCUUGAAAAACAUUUGGUGAAGAAGUACUCCCAUGGACAAACGGUCCAUGUCACGUCGCAGCCAGCUACAACUUCCAAUGAAAAACUGAAGAAGCCCAAAGAACCAGAACCAAAUACCAAGACAGCUGCUGCUGCAACUGCAACUGCAACUGCAGAUGCACACCAAGAAACUGGUACAUAUGACCCCCACCAUGGUCCGACCUUACCGUCUAGAGCUCAUACUGCUGAGCAUAACGUUCAUCAUGCAGUACCACCUAUUAACGAUCCAGUGCCUCCGCACACGAUCGAUGCUGAUAAGGCAGCAUAUGUUGCUGAGAAGGUUUAACCAAUAGCUUGAAAUUCUUGUUCUAGCUUUCCCAAUCUUUGUUUAAAUUCCGAGAUAAACAAUUCCAAUUGAUCCAAUUUAAGAAAUUCUAAUUCAAGUUGAUUACAUGUGGUUAACAUCUGAUCAAUCUGUUCAAAUUGACUGGAUAGUUGUAGUUGUUUAUCAAAGUAUUCCUCGUUGAUCAAACCUUGUUUGGUUUGUAUCGAUCUAUAUGUAAUCUCUGUUAAAUUUGAUAUAUAAUCGUUUAUUUUAUACAUCAAAUAAUCAUAGCUUAAUGCGAGCUUGCGUAAUUCUAAUGGAUCGGGAUCAUCUGACUCGAUGUUGUUGUCACUUAUAGCAGUGCUGUCUACUGGCAGGACAAUGCUUUCUAGUGAAGCUUGUUCCAAUGAAUCUCCAUUUGUAUCCUGCGACUCUCCAUUUGUCCCUUCCAACAAUCUUAACUCCUCAUCAUUCAUAAUUGUUUUUCUUUGUACUUAUAACAGCCACUAGUUA